Molecule: messenger RNA, 2655 nt
Organism: Anopheles marshallii
Lineage: Eukaryota; Metazoa; Arthropoda; Insecta; Diptera; Culicidae
Exons: 5
Coding region: 1-2655 (884 amino acids)
Source: RefSeq, a predicted model, not a curated record
AUGUCGAAAACAAUCGAAACCCAUCUGCAAAGCAACGAGGUGCGAAUACCGAAGAAAUCGAACGGCUUCGAUCUGACCACGUCAACCGGUGGCGGCGGUGGCGGAGGUGGUCCGUGUCAGUACUUCAAGAGUUCGUUCGCCCGGUCGCUAUCGUUCAGCCAAGGGCCGGGCGGUCCGCCGGGUGGCGGUGGUGUGCGCGGACCUUACGGGGGCGCAGAACAGCACUUUACCCGGUCGCUGGAUUUUGAUGUAAAUUACGAUCCGAUCGGUGGUGUUGGCGAUCGCAACGACAUGGAUGGGGGUGGUGGCGCGCACCAAAUGAUGAUGAUGAUGGGCACGCCAUCCUCCGCCUCGCCCGUGUAUGAGGAGGAGGGCGAAGGGACGGUGUCACGCGGUGAAAGUGAUCCCGAUCCGGACGCGGCGUCGCUGGGCGGGCUGAAUGGAAUCGAGACCAGCAACGGUGGCAUUGUUAAAACGCUCUGGAACUACGCCAAGGGACAGGACAUUAAAUCAGCCAACAGUAGCCCCGCCAAACGAGCCAUCACGUUAAAGUCGAACGGUACGCUCGGUGCGCGAAAAUCCAUCGAAGCCAACGAAAUAGAAGUUUUACGUCUGCGCAAGGAAUGUCAGAACCUGAUUGAGGAAAAUCGACGGCUCGUUAGCAUAGCCAGUGGUGCCGGUAGCGGUUAUGCGAUCAACGGCAUACUGAACGGUGGUGGAUCCGGAAGCCUCUCAACGCUGGGCAUGGGAGUCCCGAACGGUGGAAGUUACAGUAGUGUUGAAUCUGUGAUCCUGCAAACUCAAGUCGAAACGCUACAAUGGCAAUUAAAGCAGGUCGACUCCAGCCGACACAUGUACCGGGCCGUAAUGGAAGAAGUUGUACGGUUUCUGGAUCGCUGUUACCGCUCCCUGGAUGCGCUGCAGAGCGGACAGAUCGGUCGAUCGAAGAGCGUGCUACAGGUGUCGAAAACGAGCGGUGUGCAACACCAUCAUCAGCACCACCAGCACGACUCCGACAGUAGCAGUGCGAGUAGUCCGCGGGCCCGCAGCAGCACCAACCUGGUCGAUGUUCAACAGAAGCCGUACACCAAAGCGGGAGGAACGACGGGCCAUAAUGGGCGCCUAGACCAUCAACAACACCAACCGUCAUCGCUGACGUUGAUCAACAGUGCAACGGCGGCAGCGAAUCAGCAUGCCGUACCGUCAACUCUUCACGAGGACGAUUGUAUCGUUCCGCCAUCACCUGCCAGCUCCUAUAGCACCUUUAGAGAUUUUACCUGGCGACGCUCACCGAAACGAACCCAGACUCUGCCAAUUUCCAGCAACGAAGUUGACCCGGAGAAGCUGGCCCAGGAGGCGUUCCGUUUGCUGCGGACGGUGCAGAAUCUGCUCAAUACACAGGAGCCGACGCUGGCCCAAUCAACGAACGCACUGGACAGCCUGAUCUCGGCAUCAACGGCGGCAUCCAGCUGCGGCAGCAGCACCACGCUCACCGGUGUCGGUCUAUCCGCUUCCGGCGCGAUGCUCGGCAGCACACCGACACUUACCGGAACCGGCGGCGGACUAGGUGAUGGAGGAGGUGGUAGAACCGUGGGAGUCUCGAAUGGACACGGUGGAGUAGGAGGGGGAGGCGGUGGUGGAGGUGGGGUAGGAAACCAUCCGUUGGUGAACACCCGAAGUACGGUAGGCUUCAAUCGGAAGCUAAACUUGCGCGGCAGUCGGCUAUCGGUACGGAGCAGUACAGCCGACUCGGUACAUUCGACAUCGUCCUCCACGAAGACGGAAACGGAUGAGGACAAUACGGAUCGUCCGUCGCCGCCGCUCCUGUUGGCGCAUCACCAUCAUCUUCUGCACCACCAAACGAAUGGUGGUGUUAAUGGUGGUAGCAACGGAGGAGUUGGUGGUGGCGGUUCAGGUGGCGGAGGAACUGGUGGAGGUGGUAGCAGUAGUAGCAGCUGUAGUAGUAGUACCUCUGGAAAUGGUAGCAUCAGUGGUAAUGGGCACCACCAUCAUCAUCAUCACCACCACCAUCAUCACAAUCCGGCCCAUCGGUACAGUGCCAACAUUGAGCGGAUUAAGGAGAUGAUGAUAUCCAGCUCGGCGGAGGAUGAGAGUGGUUUCAGCUCGAUGAACUCGUUCCAGGAAAUUGGGCUGCCGUUGAUCAACUCGACGAUGCUGUCCUCGGUGGGAAGCAAUCACGGUGUUAGUAAUGGAUCGCUUGGCGAUGGUUCCACGUCCUCGAACGAGGGUGGCACGAACAGCAGCAAUGGUGGAAGCAGCGGUGGCAUCAACAGUGGCUACGGAGUGUCCGAAGAUUCAUCCGAGUUGCGAGAAAACACUGUCAUCCCAACAGCGGCCAUGAACGGAGCAGCGACGAACGCUAACGGCAGUGCCAACAAGCUGGGUAUUCCGUCUUCACCUUCCGUCAAAGCGACGACGACUCCAUCGAGUGGCAGCAAUUCUUCUGCUGGUGCCAGUACUACUACCACCGGUGCAUCCAGUGGAUCCCCGUUGCGUGCUACGCAAACGGCCAGCUACGAGCAUCAUACGCAUUUUAUCAACCAUCGUCGUUGGGAUUCGGCACCGGUUGUGCCACCGAAGCUGAAGAUUCACGCCAGCGAAACCGAUACCGUGUCCCGGGUUCUCUGGGUGUAG